Messenger RNA from Peniophora sp. CBMAI 1063, 969 nucleotides. The record is from the annotation of a GenBank genome assembly. Lineage: Eukaryota; Fungi; Basidiomycota; Agaricomycetes; Russulales; Peniophoraceae.
AUGUAUCGUUUUAUCGAUGCAAAAGUAUCAUCCAAAGCGAGUUUUCACUCGUACCUAACGGACGAUACUUCUAGCGAGCCCCCGCCAUCGCCGGCAUCUGGACCAGUACCACGCACAGUUGCCGAGAACGAGCAUCUCGAAGAUGCGCCCCGCGACGUUCACCUACCCGGUUUUCUGCGCACCCCAUCUGCACCCCGUCCUCUCAACGAUGCUCUGAAAGACCACGUUGCUUCUUUCUAUCCUGUCCUGGCCGAUAUUCUUGCCCGUCGGCCUCGAGACGCUGCGUCUACUCCCGAUCACGACUACCUAUGGGUCUGCCCAGAUUGUGGUUAUUUCUUCACGCCCCUCUAUUUGGGUGCUGAUGAGCACUCCUAUCUACUAUCAAUCGCUCCUCACCUUGAGAUUCUAAGCGAUGACCACGGUCCUAGGAUCGACCAAUCCGAUUACACCCGCUGGCUGAACUAUUCGGACCACUUUGUUUAUUAUCAUAUCGCCGAAGCACACCUACGCGCCAUUGGCAUGUUUAUAAGUUAUCCCAAUCCCGAGGCCGACUAUCCUGCUCCAGCCACCUGGCACUUUGUACACGACCAGCCUAUGGGCGCCCGUUCUGCGCUGGCUGGAGGGAUUGGGACCGACGUAGAGCGGGAGCUGGACCAGAUUAGACGUGACCUUGCUCGGCACGAAGCCGGAGCUCGCGCACGGCUACGUGCGGAACUUGUCGCUAAGGGAAACAAGGCAGUCAAGCGCGCUCUGCACAGUGUCUCGGUUCGGUUGACGCGCUGGCAGCGUGAGAGGCGCACUGAACGUCGCGUGUUUGUGCAAGAGCUCUUUUCUGCCGGGCGAUCGCUCAUCGAUGUCGGACGCGCUCUUGUAAGGCGCAUUCACUGUGAGGAUACAGACGGGGAGAUGGUUGGUUGGAUGGAUGAGUAUUAUUCGAUUCGACGGGCAUAUCCUGAGUUCAUUGAAUAA